GGCGAUCCUACAUCCUGACGACGAGACAGGAAGGAUCCCCACAGUCCCACCACGUACGCUUGUUCCCUAAGCGUAAGAACCAGCAUCAGGGUUCGUUUACAGAUUCCUUCGGUCCAAGUAUAAGAGGGUCGGACCUCCGAUUUUCUGCUCUUCUGGCCCCCAAGUCGGAUAUACCAUAUUCCACAACGUUCCACUCCGAUUACAUAGCGCGAAUACCACACACGCUCCAGCCCACCUUCUCGCUGUCCUCAUCGUACCACGGUUUCCGUUGAUCGGUACCGCGCAUCGCUCCUAGCCGACUAUAUAUAAAAGUCUCUCGGCAUCUCCUCUUACGGUUCACAAGCAUUAAAUCUCCGAUACAACAACCAUCCAACUACUCACUCACACAUCUACAACUUCCAUAAUGGAUAUCGCCACUACUUCCCGCGCUUACUUUGCCAUGCCCUCUCCCACUCCCGAGGAGAAGAUCUCCCUCCAGGCCAGCAACACAGUCUACACCUAUCACUGCCUGUGCAACCACCUCCUACUGGCAACCACCACACCGCUCCCUUCUCUACCCAAACGCCAACAUACACGCGAUGCCGCACAUAUCAUGCCGCUUCCGCCAGCACCCACUUCGGGCCGCAACAAGAACGCGCCGUCGCAGGAUCACUAUGGACUCCUCCUCUCUACCCGACAAGACCGCCAAGCUGAGAUAAUAACCAGCGACGAGGGCUUUGAGAAGCGUUACCUACAGCGUUGUGGACGGUGCAAUCUGGUUGUAGGAUACCAGUUGGACUGGCAACAGUUCUCCGUCGACCGGUCUGGUAGGCGCGAGGAUUACGUCUUCCUUCUCCCAGGCGGUUUCGUCAAGACGAGCGACAUGAUCAUGGGAAAAGCAGCUACCGCAUCGACAUCCGCCUCAGCAGUCGGCGGCGCGGGCAUGGGCACGGUCAGUGUCACCCAAGUCAAAGCGUAGGCGGAUCCGUCCGACCUGCGUCAGCCGUUGAACUCUGGGGCUCCCCGCCUUCCGCAGCUUACUCCACGGGGAAGCAUGCGCAGGUUUCCUCAACAGAACGUUCUUAUGGAAUCAUGAUUACGAUUGCCCUGACGAG
Alternaria alternata is the source of this 1094-nucleotide messenger RNA. RefSeq lists its product as hypothetical. The record is from RefSeq and is a predicted model, not a curated record. The transcript has a single exon. Lineage: Eukaryota; Fungi; Ascomycota; Dothideomycetes; Pleosporales; Pleosporaceae. Bases 404 to 958 code for a protein of 184 amino acids.